CAGUGAAGGGCUAUAAUCACACAAACCCCCACACACCGUCUUAUGGCCGCUGGUACCGAGAACUGAACUAGUCGUCGGGCGGGCGGGGAAACAACCACCGGUGUGCUGCUGCUCCUGCUGCUCUGGGGAGCAGAAGGGGAGCAUCAAUGCCUCCAAGUUCCCUCUCACACAUCGGCCUGGAUCUGUUCUCACCAUCGGGCCUCCUGCGCUGAGAUAAUGAAAGGAUGGCCGAGCAGCGAUGCGGGGACCACGGAGGGCUGACGGAUGCUGCUGCAGCGACUCGCCGGGAUGAGCAGCGGCAUCACAACACGAUGAAUUCAACGGAGGAAGCAGGAGGAGAGUGUCUCUCUUUGGAGGAGAUACUGAGGCUUUACAGCCAGCCCAUUAAUGAGGAGCAGGCUUGGGCGGUGUGUUACCAGUGCUGCAUGACGCUGGCGAAGAGACACCGGAGCAGGAGAAGCUCCUCCGCCUCCGCCGCCGGAGCAUCAUCAGCGGCGGCUCCGAGGAAGAUAUCUGGACCUGGGGAUGUUAGGAUACAGAAAGACGGGUCUGUGAGGAUGGUGCACCAGGGCUGUGAAGGUAAAUACAGCCCUUGCACAACAACAGAGGUGAUUGAGUCUCUGGGCAUCAUGAUCUACAAAGCUCUGGAUUACGGGUUGAAGGAGAAUGAGGAGAGGGAGCUCAGCCCCCCUCUGGAGCAGCUCAUCGACCUCAUGACCAACAUGGCUGAGGCUGAGAGGGAGGCCUGUCCCGACGAAGGAUAUGAGGCCACAGAGGAAGAGGAUGAAGCAGAGGAUGACCCUGACAUCUCCAGUGUUCAUGGCUACGGAGAUAUCCUCAAGCUUUGCACAGCUCAUCUACCCAGUCUAUCAGACGCACCUAAUCACUACCAGGCAGUGUGUCGUGCUCUGUACACAGAAACCAGGGAGCUGCGCACUUUUCUGGAGAAGAUCAAGAGUGCCAAGGAGAACCUCCGUAAAAUGGAGCAUGAGUCAUCAGUGGAGCCUGGACACGACCUGAAUGACCUACAGAAUGCUGACUGGGCAGUGAUUAAAGAGCUUCUCAGGAACCAUGUUGAGAUGGAUAGAACCACUGCCCUUGAUGAACCCUCCUUAUUUUGUGUGCACAGAGAGGCUCGAUUCUGGGUUCAGGUGAUGAGGGACCUGCGUGAUGGAGUCAAGCUGAAGAAGGUGCAGGAGCGGCAGUACAACCCUCUGCCCAUCGAGUACCAGCUCACUCCCUAUGAGAUGCUCAUGGACGACAUCAGGUCCAAACGAUACAAACUGCGCAAAGUCAUGGUAAAUGGAGACGUCCCGCCCAAGUUAAAGAAGAGCGCUCAUGAAGUCAUCCUGGAGUUCAUCAGAUCCAGACCACCUCUCAACCCCGUGUCAGCUCGUAAGCUGAAGCCACAGACUCAGCCUCCUCCAACACUGCAUGAGCGGAUCCUGGAGGAAAUCAAAGCAGAGAGGAAACUUCGACCGGUGUCACCUGGUGAGGUCCGCAGGGGAAGGCUGGAUGAGUUUAGUCCAUACAUGGGCAGGAGGGUGUCCAGCUCUCUGUCUCUGACCAAUGGAUCAGCAUCUCCCAGAGAAGAACCCUCCGGAUCUCAGUCUGCACCUCAGAGGAAGAGGCUCCUGAAGGCUCCCAGCCUCGCCGAGCUGGACAGCUCUGACUCUGAUGAUGAGAUCGUUGGCCGCAAAUCAGCCAGCAGCUCCAGCGUAGCUACAUCUGUGAUGGAUGAUACAUCCCCAGAGUCUGUGCUUGGGAAGAAAACCCCACCCAUGUUUCUGCCCAUCUCCUCCACACCCCAGCCGGAGAGGCGUCGGACCCCCCAGAGGAGACACUCCAUCGAGAAGGAAACCCCGACCAAUGUCCGACAGUUUCAGCCGCCCUCCAAACAGAGCUCCAAGUCUCUGGUUGGGACGAUAGCUUCAUAUCGUCCCUGGAUCCCCCUCCUCCACCUCCUCCGCCCUUCUCCCUCCACUCUCCACCCUUUGCGGAGCGCCCACCCUAUCGAGGCGUUUGUGUUGGGGUUGAUGAAGGCAGUUUUUGCACUGUGCAGGGGCAUUUACGUCAGAGGAAGAGAGUCAGACAAGGAGGAGUUUUGUUUCCCUGUGGAGUGUCUGUCUCUGACAGUGGAGGAGGUGAUGCACAUCAGACAGGUGCUGGUUAAGGCAGAGCUGGAGAAGUUCCAGCAGUACAAAGACAUCUACAACGCUAUGAAGAAGGGAAAGCUUUGCUUCUGUUGUCGAACUAAAAGGUUCUCCUUUUUCACCUGGUCGUACCUCUGCCAGUUUUGCAAAAAGCCUGUUUGUUCACAGUGCUGCAAAAAGAUGCGACUGCCGUCCAAACCUUAUUCCAGCUUGCCCAUCUAUUCCAUUGGCUCGACCAACACUCUCCCCAGGCAGAGGGUAAGUGCUAUGACUGCUGUAGGACAAGGACUCUCUGUGGCUGGAGACCCGAGACCGUCAACAGUGGGAGAGUCCACGGCGCCUCCAACUUUGAAAGGAGCAACAACAGGAGCAUCUAAAGGAGCUGGAAAAGCCCCAGGAGCAGCAGCCGCUGCUGCUAAAUCUGAGAAAUCCUCCAGCAGCCUGCAGCGUCACGGCAUUCAGAAGACCAUGUCCAAGCUUUCAAAGCAUGGCUCCUUAAAGUCCCAUGAAGAGCUGGAGCUACCCCCGGAGCUGACGGAAGACUGGGCCACCAUGGAGGUGUGUGUAGACUGCAAGAAGUUCAUCACUGACAUUAUCGCCUCCAGCAAGCACAGCCUGUCAUUGGCCACCAAAAGAGCUCGCCUAAAACGCAAGACCCAAUCCUUCUACCUGUCCUCCCCUAAAGGAAGGGAGGAAUACCGGCCCUCUGAACGAACAAUCAAAGAGAUCUAAAUAUCACUCUGGCUGCUUACGGCUCCAAUGGCACAAUUGUACAUGUACACUUCAAUCUGAUAAAGCUGUCAGAAUGGCUGAUCUGAAGCUCAGUGGUGGACAGUGUGGUUUUUGUUGCUCUGUCCUGAUCAUUGUGUACAGCUCCUUCAGACAGCAGCAUACUAUAGAUCUGCCAACCUUUUUUUUUACUUACCAUAUCAUGAAUGACCCUUUAAUAUCUGGCCACAGUGUUUGAGUAAAGAGACAAAAACUGUUGUGAUGACAAAUUGCUCAAAGUGGAAUGACUUUCCUCCCCUCUGAUGGCACAACAGCAUGGUCCAACCCAACUCACAUUAAGAUCAAUAAGCACAAGAAGGAUCCAUGUUUGUUUGACUUCCUCAGGCACAGGCACUGCAGAAGACACAGGGCCUGCAGAGAGAUCAUGUUGUAAGCUGAGAGUGUCACAUUCAAGAAUAUAUGGAAUAUUGAACAGUACAUUUUGUAUGGUUUUUAAUUUAGUUGUUUUUUUUUAAUGUGUGUACAGUAAAUGAUUGUUCGAUGAAAAGUCACGCUCUGUUUUUGAUUAGCAGUUUUAUUUUUGCUGAUGAUGAGACUUUCCCACACGUUCAACUUUACUAAACAUACAAGCAAUUCGUUUUUUGCAUCAUAUUUAGAAAUCAUCUGCAUCAUUAUGCAGAUUUAGUGCCAAAUAAUAACUUCUUGAUCAUCUACAUGCCACCCAAAGAAAAAAAUAUCCUCUGAUGUAUGUAUGAAGCAGUCUUGCAACAUAAUUAUUUAACAAACUUUAAAGCCCAUGAAAACAUGAUUUUAAAUCUCACUAUAACCUUCAUUAUGCAUUAAAUAAGCACAGAAGCAGUCCUGCUUCGUCAGGACUCUGUGGGCAUGAUUUGAUCCGAUUUGAUUGACAGUGAUGUGACAAUCAAGCAAUUUUAGUAUUGCACUACCAUAAUGUAAGGGAACUUGUAAGAGACAGAUUAAAAAAACGUUGUUCAUAACUUCAACUUAAGAGGCUGAAAUAUGGGCUCAAAAAACGCUCAAAAAAUGCUAGAGCCUACAUUUACCAUGAUGCAACACCUAUGCAUCUUUUGUAAACCAUUCCUAACUGCUAAAUACCCACACCUUUCAACCUCCACGUCCCGAGUUGGUAACAAACCAUACAUUUGAUCAUCAAUCGAUAAAAAAUAUAAUCAAACGUAAAAUGAUAAUUUUCCUUCUGAGCCACAGAAGACGCUACACGAGAGUUUUCAUUGUUGUCACAGGCUCAGUAAUACUCAUGAGUAAACUGAUCUUCAUGUUCUGUGAAGUACCCCUAUUAACACCCCCACAAUUGCUACUUGAAACAAAGCUAAAUACUAAUUUCUCCAGGGAAGUACAUGAUAUCUGCCUGUUUCCAACUGAGACUCGCCCUCAAACCAGUGAGAAGAGCACAUGUGAAACAGAAAAUACAGAAACCUUUCAUGUAAAAUAACCAAGACUACUGUAACUGACAGAAAAUGUGUUGCUCUCGUUGGACCACAUCGCUUACAGUAAGAAGCAGAUUAAAAACAUGAUUUUAAAGGGCCUUUAAAGCACAUUUCUUAACCAUACAUUUAUACCAUAUGUUCAUUUGCAACUACAUUUUAACUUAAACAGAUUCAGGCAUAGAAACAUCAUUACCUGCAGUAUCAUGUGUUGCAGGACCGCCUUUUAAUAAUUUACAGGAAAUAUCUGCAUAUCUUUGCAUUUUUAAAUAUUCCUUUGCAUUGAUAAAUAUGUUGUAUGUAUUAUCCUCCUUUGCUUAUCUUUACAUUAAGUACCUGAGUACCUGUGUAAAGAUUAGUCAUAAUAAAAACACCUCAUGUUAAUGUUUUUGUACAGAUGUAGUUGAUGAGUUCACUGUACAGGCAGCAAAAAAAUAGCAUACUGUCUUGCUGUUCAACACACACUGUAAGUCUUAAUAUAAUGCCUUUAUGAUUUCCCUCCAUCUUUCAGUCUCACUGGCGGGGAGAAAUACCUGACUUGUGGCCUGGAUGUCCAUUUGAUUCUUCAUCACAUUCCUUGUCUUCCUCCUUAACAUAUUUCUGCCUUAAAAAUUGCCUUUUAUGAUCACACACAUGUUGAACAGUCAUCUACUGUAACUGUACAUACCUUGUUUCUGAUGGUUUGUUUGUAGAUCUGCUCUGUGUUGCCUCGAUGGUAUCUUGACAGUGGGACUGCUGUAGAUCUGUGUCUCUGAGAGGGAAACUACCCAGUACAGUGUGUUCAGGGGAGGAGUGGGAAGUCCACAGAAGAAACCUCACAGUGUGACAGCAUCAUGCAUGUACUAUGGUGUAGCUUGUACCUUCAGUCUGUAUUACCUUCAAGCUGUAACUCCUUGCAGAGAGUGCAACAAAUGAUGACUACAACAAUAAAGUGUAAUGCAAUACCUGA
Molecule: messenger RNA, 5294 nt
Organism: Micropterus dolomieu (smallmouth bass)
Lineage: Eukaryota; Metazoa; Chordata; Actinopteri; Centrarchiformes; Centrarchidae
Product: protein spire homolog 1-like
Exons: 18
Coding region: 225-2885 (886 amino acids)
Biological process (GO): actin filament polymerization; establishment of meiotic spindle localization; Golgi vesicle transport
Cellular component (GO): cytoplasmic vesicle membrane; cell cortex
Molecular function (GO): actin binding
Source: RefSeq, a predicted model, not a curated record